This is a messenger RNA of Gordionus sp. m RMFG-2023, 3613 nucleotides long. Its product is annotated as ubiquitin carboxyl-terminal hydrolase 36-like. NCBI's taxonomy places the organism in Eukaryota, Metazoa, Nematomorpha, Gordioida, Chordodea, Parachordodidae. Gene Ontology annotation, molecular function: cysteine-type deubiquitinase activity. The record is from RefSeq and is a predicted model, not a curated record. Gene Ontology annotation, cellular component: nucleus; cytosol. Bases 199 to 3243 code for a protein of 1014 amino acids. Gene Ontology annotation, biological process: regulation of apoptotic process; protein deubiquitination. The transcript has 16 exons.
UCUAUUAAAAAAAAAUUACAUAAAAAUUCGCGUGAUUGUGAAAAAAAAAUAUUUUCUUCUGCUACUAAAAUUCUUAAUAUUAAAAUUGAUUUUAUACUAGGAAAAGAACAAUAUUCAUCAUCCUUGUCUGCAUUAAAAGCAAAGUAUGGAUCCUUAAAUGCGGACAAUAAAAAAUGUAUUUUAAAUUCAUCUUUGACUAUGAAUAAAAAUAAUUCUAAAAUUGAUGAAAUACCUAAUCCACAAUGCACAAUUUUUUCACCUGACAAUCUCGAAAUGGCUUGGACAGAUAAUUAUAAAAUUAUUGGCUCUGGGUUAGCAAAUUUAGGUAAUACCUGCUAUAUGAAUAGCACCCUUCAAUGUCUUACAUAUACACCUCCUUUAGCUAAUUAUUUCAUAAAACAUCCACACAUUGAAAAUUGUCAUGUACAAGGUUUUUGUAUGGAAUGUGAGAUUGGAAAACACAUAAAAUUUUCUUUAUCAAAAGUUUAUAAUGUUUAUAAGCCUCUAAACAUAUUGCGUAAUCUUAAAUGUAUAGCCAAACAUUUCAAUCCAUAUAAACAAGAAGAUGCACAUGAAUUUUUUAUUCAUAUUGUUGAAGCUAUGCAUAAAAGUGGUGUUAAUGGUUAUUCAAAGUUGGAUAAAUUUAGCAAGCAAACUACAAUGAUCAAUCAAAUAUUUGGAGGUUACCUUAGAAGUAGAGUUAUAUGUAAGAUGUGCCAAAAGCCUUCGGACUGUUAUGACCCAUUUGUUGAUAUAAGCCUUGAUGUUAAAGGAACUUUUAAUCUAAAUGUGGCACUCAAACGAUUUAUAGCUCCCGAAAUAAUUCAAAACGAAAAUGCUUACAAAUGUGAAGAAUGCAAGAGGAAAGUUCCGGCCCAAAAAUGCGUCACCAUCCAUAGACCCCCUCGCGUUGGUGUUUUCCACCUCAAACGAUUUACCGCCUCGGGCAAUAAAAUUACCCAUUUUUUUGAAUACCCCGAAAGGCUCGAUAUGACGCCUUAUCUUAGUCAUGAUUGCAAAGAGCAGGCGAGUAAUGACUUAGUUAUUAACAUGCACUAUCGACUUUACGCUGUUUUGGUGCACAGCGGCUAUUCGACCAAUUACGGCCACUAUUUUUGCUAUUGCAAAGCCCAAAAUGGAUUUUGGUAUCGGAUGGACGAUGCUAAUGUAACCCAAACGUCUUUACAGAAAGUUCUUAGCCAGGAAGCCUACAUAUUAUUCUACAUUCAGGAAGACAACGACAUCAAAAACUUCCAUAAUAACAAGGCUCACCCAAAUCACAUUCUAUCUAAUGGCGUCGCCUCAUCAAUCUUUUACAAAAAUCAAAGCUCAAUUCAAAACAAUACAAAUAGUAUCAAAGCACGCCAAGAUAUUAAUAAUAAUAGUAUACUAGGACCUAGUUCAAACGAUGUUGCUACCAAAUCACAUCUUGAUAUCGGUGCUAACUCAAAUGAUAUGGCCAUUAAAUCACCCCUUAAUAAUCGCGAGAUAAAAUAUGGCAGUCAGUCUAAUUUAAGGCACGCCAGUUUAAAUGAUAAUUUGAAACCUAAAAUAAUUAAUGGGUUAACUCACAUGCUAGUUCCUUACCCGGAAUCGCCACCAACUCCUAACUUGGAGAAUUUGAAGAAUCUUAACCCAACUUCUAACUCGAAAAUGCCGUCGAAUAACAUGGAUGAGACGACUAGUAACGAUAAAUCAAACGGGACCAAUAAAAAAUGGAAAGAUUUUAAUUCCAAGUAUAACUCAUUGGCCGCUUCCUUCGGCAUCAACAGAUCUUCGACCAGUCAUUCAAAUGGCAACGAUAAUCAGAAUUAUGGUGCAGCUACUGAAAAAUUGACAAAUACACCGAACCCCGCCAAACAUUCCAAGAUUAGUUUUAGUUUAUUUAGCGGUAAAAGUCCAGUUUUAGCCAUUACGCCAUUCAAAAAUAAUAGUAGUAAUUCAUCAAAAGUUUCUACCACAUCUCUCGACCAAUCGAGUUCCGCGAAAGUCGAUAAUACCCCCAGCGAAAAUAAUUUCAAUCUAAAUAAUAAUGAUUCUAAUAAUAUUAAUAACGACACGCUGUCAAAUGAAGAGCUCGGUAAGAGGGUACACGGAAAUCUUAAAAUUAUUAUUAAGAAAAAGAACCAAAUUGACAAUUCUCGUUGCACGUCCUAUAUCGCGGAAUUGUGUGAUGAUAAUAAUCAUAUACCUUCAAAAUCUCAACCGAACUCUACAAAAGUUAUUAUGAACACGAACAGAAAGUCUUCUAAUGAACCCAUCGAUACUACUGAAUCUAUCACUAAUCUCGAACCGAUUUUAGACCAAUCGGCUAAAAUCCUGGACUCAAGUACUAGAACCAAUUCAAACGAUUCAGAGCUUUAUAAACGCAAACACUCGCGACGUCAUAGAGACCAUAAAAAUCGCCACAAGGAACAUAAAAACCGGGAGAAAAAAUUGCGCAUAGAAAUCAACAAUGGAAAAAGUCUUUUAAGUGGUUCUAGCACCAACUCAAAUAAACACCCCCCAAAAUCGGAAUUAGGAGUUAGAUUAUCGCAAACGUUAAACAAUGGAUUGGAAGACUGUGAAGAUGAACGGAAGAAGCCUCACAAACAUAAAAAGAAGAAAAGAAAACGUAGUAGAGAAAGACUGGUCGACAGUUCUAGGAUACGUGCUGCUGCGAAUGACGAAAUAGUUGAUAAUCGUAAAAUCGAAAACCUCGAUCAGCUGACAAACAACGUUAGGUCAGAUGAUGGUAAGAAGGAUACUAAAAAUAUGAUCGCGACAAUUGUUAAUGCUGCCGACAGCGAAAAAAAUAAUCAAACUCAAGGGGCCUCGUCCCUGUAUACAUUUCCAUUCAAGAAGGACGUUAAACCAACAAACACAAUGCAUUAUAAUAACGCCGCUGAUAUCAUUACAAAUUCUACUCAUUCGCCCGUUACAAAUUUCGAUAAAAAUCAAUCGUUAAAAUUAUACCUAUCGCAGAAUAAACUGAGCCCAUAUUCCAAAAAUUUUGGUUCUAACAGGAACAAAGUUAGAACAUUGGAAGAUCUAAAUAACAACCCAACCGAAGCUGCGGAUAAUAUUUUCAACUCGUCUUAUAAUAACAAAAUUAACCAGCCCAAAAAAUUUAGACGCAAUUAUUCGUUCAACGAUCUGAACGGAAACGCAAAUCGCCACUCAAAAUCUUCGAAUAAAGAAAAAACUUUAUUUAUUUUUCCUAAAAAUCCGUUUCAAUCCUUUUUAGAUAACAAAUUGAAAUAAAUUUUCUCGACAGAUAGCUUUUAGAGAUGUAUAUAUGUUUUCAUUCAUUCAUUGUUACGCGAUUUUGAAACAUUGCUAAGUUUUCUUUUUCAAAAAAAUAAAUAUAUUACAUAUUUCAAUUUGUAAUUUAUAUUAUAUUUAUUCAAACCCGACACUGAUUUAUGCUAUGUUAUGAUAUGAUAAUAUAUUUAAAUAAUUACGUUUCAAAAUACAUCCCCCCAAAAAAUAUAAUAUUUAUCUGCAAAAAAAUUUGAAGUUAUUUUUUAAUGUACACAAUUUCUUACCCAUUUUUUUAUUAGCAAUUUAAAAAAUUAUCAUUUAUUUUCGUAACGAAUAUUUUGUUUUGUAAUAUGAAAGAAAAUACAUAUUU